This is a messenger RNA of Vicia faba (fava bean), 711 nucleotides long. Lineage: Eukaryota; Viridiplantae; Streptophyta; Magnoliopsida; Fabales; Fabaceae. The record is from the annotation of a GenBank genome assembly.
AUGUCGAACUCCGGUGACGCAAACACAACAUCACAAGAGCAAGAGCAAGAAUGGGCAACAAUGGCACAAGCCUGGCUUUGUUCUUUCCCCGAGGCCAAAGAAGUAAGCAUGACGGAGGUUGAAGCUUGGAUCGACGCUAACCUCUCUUCUCUCCCGGAGGGAAUCCAAUCCAUGCCUCGCUCCGACCUAUGUCUCAGGCUCAUCUCAAUUCAAAACUCCAUGAGACUCCCAAAUCAGGAAAAUGAAGAGAAUAAUGUUGACGUUCCUCAUGCUAGGUUUCAACGCACUGAUCAAUGGCUUCCGGUUUAUGCGUGGUUAGAAACUUUGAAUAAGGAUGAAGUGGUUAAGUCUAAGGAAAUUGCUGACUGGUUAGAGCAGAACCCUAACAUUCAAGAACAGUUAUGCUCGAGGCAUUCGAGAUAUCAUUUGAUGCACUAUGUUAAAAAAUGCCAUUUCAAAAUAUUGAAAAGAAGGCAAAAGGGGAAGGGUUUGGUAGAACAGCCUGGCAAAGACAUGUCAUUAAAGGUUCAGAAAGAUGUCGUGAUGAAACACCCAGCCCCAUUUCCAAAUAGUUCUGUAAACAAUCUUCCCAAAGAUAGUGAUUUAUACUUGGCCAAAAGAAAUGAAGCCUAUCAAAAAUAUGAGAUUUUACUUGAGUUGGAGAAGCUGUUUUCCCCAGUAUUCUCAAAGCCUCAUAUCAUCAACCAGUGA